AUGGAAUACGACAAUUACGGAGAAGGCGGCUUCAACGUGGAUGCCCAGUACUCAGACUACAAUAACUCUCAACGUCAGCAAACUAGAUCCUCGCUAAGUCCUGUUACAAUCAAGGAGAUCAAUGAGGCUACUCAACCCGUUCCUGAUGGCGAAUUCAUGAUACACAAUGUGGCGUUGAAUAUGGUGUCAUUCAUUGGUAUUAUAAGAAAGGUUGAUAACAACAGUAGUGCAGUCACAAUAACAAUUGAGGAUGGUACAGGGUCGAUGGAAGUGAGGAAGUGGAUCGACGAGAAGGUCUCUACUGCCGCAGAGGAAGCUGAAAAGUUCCAGGCCUUGGAAAACAAAUACGUCUACGUCACAGGUGGAUUGAAGGAGUUCAACCUGAAAAAGAGUAUUCAACACGCAAACAUUCGAGAAAUAACUGACCACAAUGAGGUUGCUUACCACAUGUUGUAUGCCAUUUCUAACUAUUUGGAAGCACAGGGUAUAUUAAACAAGGCUCCAAAGAAAGAGGAAAACGGCCUCUUUGUAAAAGAUAAUGACCUCUCCACAAGUGGAGGAACGGAUGUUACGAGACGGAUCGAAAAAGUCAUCGAUGAUAAUACGGGGUCCAUGCAAGAGGGCGUUCCAAUUUCUUGGAUUAGUGAAACCUUGGGUCUUCCCAUCGAUGUAGUCAGAGACCAGUGUCAGCACUUGUCGGAGCAAGGUAAAAUCUACCAGGGAUAUGAUGAAGGUUCGUUCUUGAGUGUCAAUGCAUAA
Molecule: messenger RNA, 759 nt
Organism: Candidozyma auris
Lineage: Eukaryota; Fungi; Ascomycota; Pichiomycetes; Serinales; Metschnikowiaceae
Gene: RFA2
Product: Rfa2p
Exons: 1
Coding region: 1-759 (252 amino acids)
Biological process (GO): DNA replication; nucleotide-excision repair; double-strand break repair via homologous recombination
Cellular component (GO): nucleus; site of double-strand break; chromosome, telomeric region
Molecular function (GO): DNA binding
Source: RefSeq, a predicted model, not a curated record